Molecule: messenger RNA, 2869 nt
Organism: Vombatus ursinus (common wombat)
Lineage: Eukaryota; Metazoa; Chordata; Mammalia; Diprotodontia; Vombatidae
Gene: UBL7
Product: ubiquitin like 7
Exons: 11
Coding region: 128-1270 (380 amino acids)
Biological process (GO): ubiquitin-dependent protein catabolic process
Cellular component (GO): cytosol
Molecular function (GO): polyubiquitin modification-dependent protein binding
Source: RefSeq, a predicted model, not a curated record
UUCCCAGCAUGCAACGCGGAGCUUCCGACUUCCGGCGUGAGGGACAGAGUGAGUGUCUACCCCGGCGGCUCUGCGGCCGGGCUCCUUCCGCGGGACGGGGAGGAAGAGAGAGCGAGAAAGAGAGAGGAUGUCUCUCUCAGACUGGCACCUUGCAGUGAAACUGGCUGACCAGCCAUUGGCCCCAAAAUCCAUUCUCCGGUUGCCAGAGACAGAACUAGGCGAAUAUUCCUUGGGUGCCUAUAGUAUAUCAUUUUUGAAGCAGCUCAUUGCUGGCAAACUGCAGGAGUCAGUCCCAGAUCCAGAGCUGAUUGAUCUGAUCUACUGUGGUCGAAAGUUAAAGGAUGACCAGACCCUUGAUUUCUAUGGCAUUCAGCCUGGGUCCACAGUCCAUGUUCUUCGAAAGUCAUGGCCCGAACCAGAUCAGAAAGCAGAGCCUGUGGACAAAGUGGCUGCCCAAAGGGAGUUCCGUGUCUUGCACACUGCCUUGCAUAGCAGUCCUGCCUACCGAGAUGCAGUCUUUAAGAUGCUAGGGAAUAAAGAAUCCCUGGAUCAGAUCAUUGUAGCCACCCCAGGCCUGAACAAUGAUCCCAUUGCACUGGGGGUGCUUCAGGAUAAGGACCUCUUCUCGGUCUUUGCUGAUCCCAGCAUGCUGGAUACGCUGGUGCCGGCUCACCCUGCUCUAGUCAAUGCCAUCAUCCUGGUUCUGCACUCAGUGGCGGGCAGCACUCCACUCCCAGUGGCAGAGGCCUCCUCUCGAAGCCUGCCGUCUAGUUCCUACAGGGACAUGCCAGGUGGCUUCUUGUUUGAAGGACUUUCUGAUGAUGAAGACGACUUUCAUCCAAGCACAAGGUCCACGCCCUCCAGCAGCACGUCUAGCUCACGCCCAGCAUCUCUGGGGUACAGUGGAGCAGCUGGCCCUCGGCCGAUCACGCAGAGCGAGCUGGCCACAGCCCUGGCCCUGGCCAGCACCCCGGAGAGCAGCUCUCACACCCCUACCCCUGGCACCCAGGGCCACUCCUCAGGCACUUCACCAAUGUCCACCAGUGUCCAGUCAGGUACCCCUAUUACUAAUGAUCUCUUCAGCCAGGCCCUCCAGCAUGCCCUGCAGGCCUCGGGUCAGCCAAACCUCCAGAGCCAGUGGCAGCCCCAGCUACAGCAGCUCCGAGACAUGGGCAUCCAUGAUGAUGAGCUGAGCCUCCGAGCCCUCCAGGCAACUGGGGGGGACAUCCAGGCAGCCCUGGAGCUCAUCUUUGCUGGAGGGGCUCCUUGACCCCUGUCUGAGGCUAUAGUGCACGGGCCAUUUGGGAUGCUGUAAAGAUAAGAUGAUUGUAAGGGUCCUGGGACCAACAUAUUUCCCCAAUACACUUUAUGUGGAAACUGCUUGCAUGUUGUGAAGGCUCCCUAGUCAGAGUCAGGGCAUGUGACGUGAAGCAGGAGUGAUCUGCCUGGUCCGGCUGCCCUUGAUAGAUAAUGGGACGUUGGCAUUGAUUCUGGAGAGUUUUGGACUCGAGCCCCCACAGCAUCAUGGGCCGGUUCUGUGGGCCUGAGGAAUCCAGCUCAACAGGGUCCAUUCUCUGUUUAUGGGAAGGGGAUCACCCCAGAGGUAUUCAGGGCUCAAGUAUCUGAGGCCUCUGUCCCCUGAGAGGAGACCUGGCCCUGGGCCCAACGGUGGGGAACAGGGGUUCCCCCUUCUUCACAGAGAAUUUUUUUUUAAUUCUGUAACUACUUGGAAAUCCUAUAGUCAGGAAUCCCUUGUUCACCCUAGGAAGUUAGCGCAGGAUCACAAUUUUGAGGGGUUCUAGUUCAAUUCAUGAGUUGCCUGUGGGACUUCAAGGAGCGAAGAUUGGAGUAGGACAUCCCCAGGUCUCCUUUUCCCACAAAGGGUUCAGAAUUUGUAAGCUGUUCACACCCCCUAGUACGUCCCUCCCUCCUGUGCCCUAGUCCACUCUGGGGCCUUUCUGUGUCCCACCCUGAGCCACAAGCCUGAGGGCAUGAGGCUUAGAGGCAGGGGACAGAAUUACAGAACCUGGAUUUGAACCCGGGCUCACAAACGCAACCAGCUGAGUGACCAUGGGCAAGUGACGUCACCCCCUGAACAUCACGUCAUCUGUAAAACAGCCAGUAAUCCCUCCAGUGUCUGCCCUAAAAGUGUUCUCCACCUAAGGAGCUAUUAUGAUUCAUAAUAAGGGUAGCUGGCUCUUUGUGAGGGGUGGCCCAGCAAUCAGAAAGUCCCUGGGAUAGCAAAUGCCUGCUGGCUUAGGCACAGUGUCCUUUGAAGAGCCUUUUUCUGAAGGUACAUCCAGUCUAGACAGGAAGGCAAGGCACAAUUACAGAAGGUAUUACAUAAAUGGUAAUGAAGUAGAAAGGUCCCCUUCAGGAGCACAGAGUCAAGUCCAGCGUCUCCCUGUACAGGUACCUAGCUCUUCUACAGCAUCCCCAACGAGCGGCCAUUCAUUUAGCCUUUUCUUGAAGAUUUCCUAAGGUGGGCCUUCCUACUUUGGGCCAGCUUAAUAUGAGAUUUCCACCAAAAUCUGCCUCGUUGCGACCUCCCAUUUGUUCUUAGUUCUGCUCUCUGGACCAAGCAAAACAGGUUCUUCAUGACAGCCCUUCACAUGUGAAAAUAGCUUGUGCCCCCUCCACGGCAUUUUCUAAACUAAAAGUCCUGCAUUCCUUCAAUAGAUCCUUCCUCAGCCUGCUGCUCUCCUCUGCAUGUGCUUUGGGCUGUGCUCCAUUGGCCCGCCAGCUUUUCCUGAUUCUUGGUUUCCUGCGUGGUUUGUAAAGGGGGGGCGGGGCAAGAAAAUUCCUUUUGUCUGUCCUAUGUGGUUUACUUGGGCAUGGUAUGUUAAUUAAAGGAAAUCUAUAACUCGUU